ACCGCUAGGCGAUUCGAAAUAUUCUUUAUUUGAUACAACAUUUCAAUCAGAAUCCACGUGAUUCUUCGUUGGAAUUAAAAAAAAAUUUAUACAAGAUUUUUAGAGCUUUAUUGCACAGUUAUUCAUGGUCAUUUUAUAUAUUUUGUCAUUGUCUUUAUACUUGUGAAAGCUGUAUAAAGUGGGGGCAAGGUCACCUUCACAAAUCCACAUCCCUGAACUGUCAGUCCACUAGAGGAGCAGUGAGUCAGUCGUAACGCGUUCAGUCUGUGUUCGACAGUGUCGAAGAAUAGUAUUGUGGAAAGAAUACUCAUUGAGAAAAUGGCAACACUGAAGGAUCAACUUUUAAGUACUGUGACAGAACCGGUAUCAACCGGUAGAAAUAAAAUCACAGUGGUCGGUGUCGGUCAAGUUGGAAUGGCCUGUGCGUUUAGCAUUUUAACGGACCAUGUUUCCAGCGACGUAGUAUUGGUCGAUGUGAUGGCGGACAAACUAAAAGGAGAAAUGUUAGAUUUGCAACAUGGCAGUGCGUUUCUGAAGAAUGCAAAAGUAAGCGCCAGCACAGAUUACGCGGUGACUGCAAACUCGAGUCUCUGCAUCGUGACAGCGGGUGCUCGUCAACGCGAAGGGGAAACUAGAUUGAAUCUGGUUCAACGUAAUACCGACAUCUUCAAAGGCAUUAUACCUCAGUUAGUCAAAUAUAGCCCGAACACGAUCUUGCUCAUUGUUUCCAACCCGGUGGACAUUUUGACUUAUGUGGCGUGGAAACUCUCCGGCUUGCCAAAGAACAGAGUUAUUGGCAGCGGUACAAAUUUGGAUUCUGCCCGCUUCCGCUUUCUGUUAUCGCAAAAACUCAAUGUCGCACCUACGUCUUGUCACGGCUGGAUUAUUGGAGAACAUGGCGAUACCAGUGUGCCUGUAUGGUCCGGAGUUAAUGUUGCCGGAGUACGUUUACGUGAUUUAAACGAGCACGUGGGUACCGAUAAGGACAAGGAACAUUGGAAUGAAUUGCACAAGCAAGUGAUACAAAGCGCGUACGAAGUAAUCAAGCUAAAAGGUUAUACCUCAUGGGCUAUAGGUCUCAGUGUGUCGCAACUUGCGUCAGCUAUACUAAGAAAUUCCAACCAAGUACAUGCUGUGUCUACUAUGGUUACUGGUCAUCAUGGAAUUAACGAAGAAGUGUUCUUAUCUCUACCUUGCACACUGGGUGAAGAUGGCGUCACGCACAUCGUUCAACAGAAGUUAACAGAUGAUGAACUUGCAUCAUUGCACAAAUCUUCAGUGAUGAUGCACACUGUGCAAGAAGGCCUCAAAUUUUAGGAAUAUAUUAUCUUUAUUUAUUUUAUUUUUGAGCUUAUAUGUGUGUGCUUUCGAUGCUAUUCCAUAUACAAUUUAUAUGUCUUUAAAUAUAGUAUUCGAUUCAAACGCAGUAUUAUACACAAAUUUUAUAAAAGUUUAGUAAAAUAAUUUUUUUUAAUAUUUGCAACUAUAUAUAAUCAAUAUAUUGCUCGUGAAUGUAUAUGUAUGUGAAAAAACUAGAAAUAUAUAAAGUAUAUUUCUCA
Solenopsis invicta (red fire ant) is the source of this 1559-nucleotide messenger RNA. RefSeq names its product L-lactate dehydrogenase. Gene Ontology annotation, molecular function: L-lactate dehydrogenase (NAD+) activity. Gene Ontology annotation, biological process: carboxylic acid metabolic process. Gene Ontology annotation, cellular component: cytoplasm. The transcript is spliced from 5 exons. Lineage: Eukaryota; Metazoa; Arthropoda; Insecta; Hymenoptera; Formicidae. The record is from RefSeq and is a predicted model, not a curated record. The coding region runs from base 319 to 1317 and encodes 332 amino acids.